UUUCAGAAAUGUUCUUGGAAAUCUUCACAGUCUGGCUUGGAAUCUUCUCGAUCGGCUUCACAUUCCUGCCCAUGUUUAUGGUGCUCGACUGGCACAAGAGAGGCACUGCCGAUGGAUUCAGUUCAGUCAACUUUGUUCUUCCGAUGCUUGUACAAUCGUUCUGGCUCCGUCACGGUUAUAUGACAAACGAUCAGACCAACAUCAUCAUCAACUCUAUCAAUUUGGUCUUCUUUGCUUUUUAUGUUUCCGCGUUCGCAUACUAUCAGCCAAAAAGGAAAUACCUCAUUGGUCAAAUUGUUGCUGCCGCUCUUGCCGUCAAAGUUGCCUUUGCCUACGUCGACACCCACGACUCUGCUUCAAUCAACGACGCUAUGGGAUCCAUGGCUGCUGGAGCACAGAUCUUCAGUUUAGUUGGAGGAAUCUACGAAAUUAAGCGCGCAAUCUCCAUGGGCACCACUGAGUACAUUCCAGCUGGUUUCCAGUUCGCCAUUUUCACAUUGAUCCUUCAGUGGCUUCUGUUCGGAAUUCUCCAUGGAAAUCAGUUUAUCGCUAUUUCCAACGCUGCUGGUCUCCUCGUCAACAUUGCCACGUUGGCAUUGUACUUCUUCUAUCCACCACUCACCUGGACAGUUCCAAUUUUCAACAUUCCACCACAAAACAAGGAUGCUAAGAAAGUUGAAUAAAUUAAAAUAGUUGUUUUUUCGGAGGUGGUGCAGAUUCUUGCCUCUACCAGUUUUUGCUUAUUUCGCAUCGAGUCUUUUUAAUUGUCGAUUUUUGAACGUGUAGAAUAAACUUUGAAUCAAACUUCU
Caenorhabditis elegans is the source of this 809-nucleotide messenger RNA. It is a transcript of the gene swt-7, whose product is annotated as Sugar transporter SWEET. Gene Ontology annotation, biological process: carbohydrate transmembrane transport. The record is from RefSeq and is marked reviewed. The transcript has 5 exons. The coding region runs from base 9 to 683 and encodes 224 amino acids. Gene Ontology annotation, molecular function: sugar transmembrane transporter activity. NCBI's taxonomy places the organism in Eukaryota, Metazoa, Nematoda, Chromadorea, Rhabditida, Rhabditidae. Gene Ontology annotation, cellular component: membrane; endomembrane system.